This is a messenger RNA of Pestalotiopsis fici W106-1, 1527 nucleotides long. RefSeq lists its product as uncharacterized. The coding region runs from base 1 to 1527 and encodes 508 amino acids. Lineage: Eukaryota; Fungi; Ascomycota; Sordariomycetes; Amphisphaeriales; Sporocadaceae. The record is from RefSeq and is a predicted model, not a curated record. The transcript is spliced from 2 exons.
AUGCCUCCAAAACAACCCAACAUCAUCUUCAUCAUGGCAGAUGACCAUGCAUCAAAGUCAAUUUCUUGCUACGGAGCUGGUAUCAAUCAUACACCAAACCUCGAUCGCAUAGCCAAGGAAGGCAUGCUGUUCAACCACUGCUAUGUGACCAACAGCAUCUGCACUCCAUCGCGAGCAGCUAUUCUCUGUGGUACUCACAACCACGUCAAUGGUGUCAUGACGCUCGAUUCCAAACUCAACAAGCAUCUACCCAAUGUGGCCAAGCAUCUCAGGACGGGAGGCUACCAGACAGCAAUGGUCGGCAAAUGGCAUCUCGGCGAGGGCAAAGCCCACGAGCCUACUGGCUUUGACUACUGGAGCGUCGUACCCGGCCAGGGCGAGUACUGGGACCCAGAGUUUAUUGAAGCGACUGGUACUGAGCGCAUACCUGGGUAUUGUACUGAUAUCAUCACUGACAAGUGCAUGGACUGGAUGAAGGUGAGAGACACGCAGAAGCCAUUCUUCUUAAUGUGUCACCACAAGGCUCCCCACCGCAGUUGGGAAUGCGAUGAGAAGCACAAAGACCUAUACAAGGAUCCCGUGAAGCUACCCGACACCUUUACGGACGACUACAAGAACCGCGCAAAGGCGGCCAAAGUGGCCAAGAUGCGUAUAGCCGAGGACCUCACCUACAACGACUUGGGCAUCGCCCAACCCGAGGGACCUAGUGGUCGCAUCGGCAAGAAAAUGGUCGACAUGUGGUGGUGGAACGACCGCAAGAUUCCCUCUCCGGAAGACGUGUCAAGCAUCCGACUAGUCGACAAGCACGACGGCACCAUCUUCACCUUUGAGUCCAAGGAGAAAUUUGCAGAGUGGAAGUUCCAACGGUACAUGCAACGAUAUCUGCGCACUAUCCAGUCCAUAGAUGAUAACGUCGGACGAAUGCUCGACUUUCUCGAUGCCGAAGGGUUGACCGACGAUACCAUUGUCAUCUACACCUCGGACCAGGGCUUCUUCCUCGGCGAGCACGGUUGGUUCGAUAAGCGCUUCAUGUACGAGGAAAGCUUCCAGAUGCCGUUUUUGAUUCGCUAUCCACAGGAGAUCAAGGCCGGGUCAACGUGCAAUGACAUUAUAUGCAACGUGGAUUUUGCUCCGACAUUCUUGAGCUUUGCCGGCCUUUCUGCCCCGAAUUACAUGCAAGGGGUAGAUUUUCGCCCACUUCUUCGGGGAGAAACGCCUUCAGACUGGCAAGGAGUUGCAUACCACCGUUAUUGGAUGCACAACGACAUCAUCCACAAUGCCUAUGCUCAUUACGGGUGUCGCGACCAGCGGUACAAGCUCAUCUAUUGGUACAAUGAAGACUUUGGUCUGGAAGGCGCAAGACCUGGCGGGGAAGAAGACAAGGAGUGGGAGUUGUUUGAUUGCCAGGAAGAUCCACUGGAGCUAUUCAACGUCUAUCAUGACGCGAAGUAUGCAGAUGUGGUCAAGAUGAUGACCAAGAAGUUGGAAGAUAAGAUGCGUGAGAUUGGAGAUACGCCCGUACAUUAG